Messenger RNA from Aspergillus thermomutatus, 4194 nucleotides. Its product is annotated as NACHT and TPR domain protein. Gene Ontology annotation, molecular function: protein binding. The record is from RefSeq and is a predicted model, not a curated record. NCBI's taxonomy places the organism in Eukaryota, Fungi, Ascomycota, Eurotiomycetes, Eurotiales, Aspergillaceae. The coding region runs from base 1 to 4194 and encodes 1397 amino acids. The transcript has 2 exons.
AUGACCGUUCAAAACUAUCAAAUCCCCGCCAUCUACGCGCGGGCGAUCGAGAAGUACAAAGAAAUUACCAAGGAGGAUCUCGAUGUCGCUUUCGUUCAGAAGCUCCAGAGCGUAGAUGACCUGGCCAAAGAGAUCGAUGAGCGUAACAAAUCCUUCAGCGAGUACCGCCACAAACGCGGCGCCAUCUUUGAUGCCAUGCAGGCGGCUCUCAUUCCGGUCCAGCUGUUCGGCAAUAUGGCAGCCGGAGGCGCGUCGAUGGUCUUUCCCCCCAGCAGUCUUGUCUUUGGAGCAGUGACCUACCUCAUGACGGCUGCCAAAGGAGUGUCGAGCUCCUACGAUGCCAUUGAAGAUCUGAUGGGAACACUGAAGGAUUUCACCAUCCGAUUGAAAGCCUACAGUCAAGAGCAAAUCUCCGAAGAUCUUAGUGACAAGCUGAGCGACAUUCUUACAACACUGGUGGAAAUCUUCGCCCUUUCAACCAAGGCUAUCAAGCGAGGUAGACUGCUCAAAUUCACUCGCAACGUCCUUCUGGGCAACGAUGACGCCAUCAAAGCAGCGGUGGGUAAAUUGGAUAAGUUGACCAAGGUCGAAGCGAGUCUCGUCGGUGCCGAAACCCUGACCGAGGCCAAACGGACAGGCCGCGUGGUGGACACUCUCCAAACCACGGUCACGUCGACCAAUGUCACGGUGCAGGAGACGGGAAUGGCCGUCAAUCAGAUGACCGUGCAGGUCACCGAGGUACAUGAGAUGCUGGGCAACAUAUUGAUCGCCGUGAACGACAAGGACGAAAAUCACGGGGAAUCGGCCAAGUCACAACGUGAUCUUGUGAGGAGCAUUCUGCGACCAUCCGCCACAGACUCGGCCCAAGAUUGGUACGACAAGAUCAGCAAAACCCGCGUUCCCGGCACAGGCGAUUGGAUUCGGCACGAAGACGUGUUCCAAGGCUGGAUGGAUGGACAUCUCCCGGUCAUGUUCAUCUCCGGCAAUCCUGGAGCUGGCAAAUCCUAUCUUUCAUCUAGCAUUAUCGCCUUCCUCAGAGACCAAUACCCGCAGGGGGUACAGCAUCCAUCACAUGCCUCCGUGGGGUACUUCUUCUUCAAGGACGACAACCCCACCACAAGGUCAUUCCACCAGGCUCUGCGGGAUCUCGCCUAUCAGAUCAGCAGGAAUGAUCCGGCAUAUGAAAAGUACCUUGCAACCCUUGGAGAUUACGGGAGUGCCAGCACUUUGGAAAGUGCGUGGCGGACCCUUUUUGUCAACUACUUCUUGAAGAAAGAAUCAAUCACGAGCAGGGUUUAUGUCCUCUUCGAUGCGGUGGAUGAGGCCUUUGAGGAGGAAAGACUGGUCUUCUUGCAGCUUGCCAAGGACAUUCUCGACUCCCCGAAUCGCGGCCGUUUGCAGUUGGCCAUGGUUGGACGGCCGCAUGUCAGCGAUCAGCUGGCUGAAGCGCUCGAAACCAACGUUCCGACAAUCUAUGUAACAACACUGAAGAAUUCCGCCGAUAUCGACCGAUACAUCAAAACCAGCAUUCAGAAAUCAGUGAUCUUGCGACGCGUCUCACCCGCUCUACGAAAGGAGAUCGCCGAAAAAUUGUCUGCAGGCGCGGAGGGCAUGUUUCUCUGGGUGAACCUGAUGCUGCAGGAGCUAGUCAAGAAGCGCAACGAGUCCAGUAUCCGUAAAAGCCUCGAGCAGGCGCCCAAGGGCCUGAAGGAGAUGCUGCGCCAUGUCCUUAUGAGCUUCUCUGCCAGUCUAACCGACGAAGAGUUGGACUUUCUCAACGAGCUCUUGCUGUGGGCCACCUGUGCCGUUCGUCCUCUGACUCUUGGCGAGGUGGAGGCAAUCCUUGAGUUGAAGUCGGCUGAGGGAGAUGGGAUGAUUUAUCUCGAAGGCGCCCUUCGCAAGCAAUUUGCUGCCUUCUUCAACCUCGACCGCGAGGAUGGCCUGACCACAACGGAGCUCCAGACCUUGGCAGACAGGGCAUAUGAGUCCGACGACGAAGAUGUUCCUAAGGAUGAGAGCGAUGACCAGGACGCUUUCGAAGACGUUGAGAACAUGAUAGACUUUGAUUCAAACAAGAAGUCGACCACCGUCACCUUCAGCCACGCGUCCCUGGGCGAUUUUUUCCGUGACCCAAACGAGGGCAAGGUCUCUGCCGCGGAGGAUAAACUGCCGGUCGGAGUCAUCUAUAACGAUGCCAAAGCUCAAGUCCUCAAGACGUGCCUAAAGAUCCUCACCGAUACUGAGUUUUCCGAGAAAGCUAAGGACUCCAGCCUCAUGCUGACCUACGCCGCAAGCAAUUGGGUGCAACACCUUCAUGUAGUGCAGCCCUCAGAGACCUCGCUCGAGGACAGGAAGGCAAUCGCCAGCAUGCUGGCCAAAAUGUUCGGUAUGGAAGAGUACAUGGCCAAAUGGGUGCCAAGGAGAAGCUGGGUCUCGACAAGCGAGAACCUCAAGGCCAUUCAGGGCUGGUGGGAUGAUGCCGGGAUUGUCGAGUCGCUUGCAGUCAAAGAGGCCGAGUUUGUGCUUUCCGUCAAGGAAAAACCUGGAGAGACGUUUCGACCCAUCGCUGAGUUUUGCACCAAAAAAUGGUUGGCUGAAGAUGACUGGUCACCCGCCGCCCCGGCGGCUAUGAUUAUCAGCUAUCUAAAGUGUCAAAGAGGGAUCGAUGAGGAUUUUAUUUUCUGUUUUGCACCGACUGCCGCAGAGGUCGUCGAGGCCGCCGAAUGGGCGCAGAUAGAGAAGACAUCCCGCUGGUACCAAAGGAUCGGCGUGGUGCUACGGCAGACUGGCCAUGUAGAAGAGGCUCUGGAGCAUUUUAGGAAAGCAACCGCCAUAGAUUCGAACAAUUGGAUUGCCAAAGCAGGCAUGGCCAUAGCACACGCGGGUAGGAAAGAAUGGGACACGGCCCUUGCGCUCGACGAGGAAGUAGAGGCACUUUUGGAAAAGCAGCUCAUUGACGAGCCUGAUCAGAAGAAAAGGCUAACUUCACAUCUGCACACAGCACUGGACCGCAUGGCAACCUGCUAUAAGGAGCUGGGACAGGCGGAGAAGCAUUAUCUGAAGAUCAAGAAAGCUCUUGCGGUUAAUCCCUACUGCAGCGCAUGCACAUUUGCGAUCCUGCGUUUCCAGAACGAAACGGGCCGGUUCGAAGAGACCAUGUCUCUUGUGAAAGAAUUCGCCGACGCAAAAGUUCCCGACAAAGAGUACAAUCGACUGACCGAGUUUCUAUGGCAGAUGCCAACUGUGGAUGAGGAGGUCGUCGAGUACUUGGCCUUCGCUGGCCAGGCCACAAAGAACCUCGACCUCAUAGUGCGUUCCUACCGCGACGCGGCCCGAGCCGGCCGAAAGUCGUCCCUGACGGUUGUCGCGGCUCAUUUGGACCUUUCGCUUGCGCGAAUCUAUUCCGAAUACACCCGAGAGGAAGACAAGGCGACGAAGCGGUGGGAGAGGAUCCUUAACACGUAUGGAUCUGCCAAGGAAGAAGGCGAGAUUGGCUCGGCCAAGGUGAUCGCCUCCUCUAAGUUGGCCCAACUUUGGCUGUGUCAUGCCCUCGAUGCCGGCGUGGGGUCCCCCGAGGCGGAGGAGUACGUCAGCCGAUUGGAGCAGCUGGUAGCACGGUACAAGACCGAGGACACGUCCGAUUUCUGGAUCGCCGCGCGGGCUCGAGCGAUUUCUCUGGGAGUGUGGUACCGCUUGACUGGCCGACACGAUGAGGCGCGCGCUCUGCUCGCUCCGUCCGUCAAACGGGCUAUACUGAUUUUAUCCGACGAUGAUCCAGAGAACGACAGCGCAGGUUUAACUGAUUUGCAAAAUGCUCUGCUCGCUGCCGGGGACGUCAAGAAUGUGAUUGCGAUUGCCUAUGCUCUCGGAGGAUAUGCGGAUAAAGACGAGCAGGAGAAUGAGGAAGACGAGUAUUGGUACACCUGCGAUGGACCGUGCCGAAAGGUGUCUUCAACGAUGGACGGCAUUUCGUUGUGCUCGAUCUGCUUUAACACGGGCUUUUGCAAGGAUUGCUCGGAGCUGCUGCGGACAGGGGCCAUGCCAUUCCAAGUAUGUAGUGCAAACCAUGUAAAGGACUUCGUAUAUAUUCCGCCUCGACCACAGAAGGUGGAGGCCAACCGAGUUCUGGUGGAAGGACAAGUUCUGACUUAUGAGGAAUGGCUCGCUCAGUUGAAGAAGGAAUGGAAAGUGUAA